AUGCUCGACCAGUACACUUACAUCUUCGCCAUCGGCACCAUGUUUGCCAUGCUCGAUGCAUUCAACAACGGUGCCAAUGAUGUGGCAAACUCGUGGGCUACCAGUGUGUCGUCUCGCUCGAUCUCGUACCGCCAGGCCAUGAUCUUCGGCACCAUCUUCGAGCUGCUCGGAGCCAUCACCGUCGGUGCCAGAACUGCAGAGACCAUCAAGAACGGCAUCAUCCCCAACUCUGCCUUCCAUGGCAACGCCGGUGUGCAGAUGCUCGCCUUCACCAUUGCUCUUGCCGGUGCUUCGUCCUGGGUUAUGUGGUGUACCCGCAACUCCGCCCACGUCUCCUCCACCUACUCGCUCAUCUCCUCUGUGGCCGGUGUCGGUGUUGCUACCGUCGGCGCCUCAAAGGUCCAGUGGGGUUGGAACAAGGGUAAGGGUCUCGGUGCCAUCUUCGCUGGUCUCGGAAUGGCCCCCGUCAUCUCUGGAGGAUUCGGUGCCACCAUCUUCAUGCUCAUCAAGCUCAUCGUCCACAUGCGCAAGGACCCCGUUCCAUGGGCCGUCUAUACCUCUCCAUUCUUCUUCCUCAUCGCCGGAACUAUCUGUACUCUCUCCAUCGUGUACAAGGGUUCCCCCAAUCUCGGACUCGGCAAGAAGCCCAGCUGGUACAUCGCCGCUGUCACCCUCGGAACCGGUGGUGGUGUCUGUCUGCUCGCCGCUCUCUUCUUCGUCCCAUACGUCCACGCCAAGGUCAUCAAGAAGGAUGCCUCCGUCAAGUGGUACCAUGCCUUCAUGGGUCCUCUCCUCUUUAAGCGUGCUGCCGUUGCUCCCGCUGACCAGGCCAACGUCCCCAACUAUGCCGUCGUCCAGCACGACCCCGAGCUCGAGGACGAGACCCCAGCCCACGGUGACGCCGUCAGCAAGGCCGAGAACGGAAACCCACCAUCCACCCCUGACGAGAAGGAGAAGCAGCUCUCUGCCGUCGACGCACCACCACUCACCCAGAAGGAACUCAACGCUCAGGGUGACGCCAGGUUGAACGCCAAACUCCGCAAGAAGCGUGGUCCUCUCGGCUGGGCUCUCCGCACUCUCCACAACAACCCAAUGGGUCCCGGCCAGAUCUAUGAGCUUCACAACAUGAAGAUCAUCGCCAAGCGUAUCCCUGCCACCAUCGUCGCCGGUCUCCUCUAUGGUAUGCACUAUGACAUCCACGCCGCCCAGUCUGGUAUCGCCGGUACCCCUGAAGGUACUCGCAUGGCCCGCGUCUACGAUGCCGCUGAGAAGUACCCCAACGAGGUCGAGCACACCUACUCCUUCGUCCAGGUCUUGACUGCCUGUACCGCCUCUUUCGCUCACGGUGCCAACGAUAUCGGAAACUCCGUCGGUCCAUGGGCCGUCAUCUACGGCGCCUGGUCCACCGGUAACGCUGCUCAGGCCAAGGCUCCCGUCCCAGUCUGGCAGCUCGCUGUUCUCGCCCUCACCAUCUCUCUCGGUCUGAUUACCUACGGAUACAACAUCAUGAAGGUCAUGGGCAACAAGAUCACCUACCACUCUCCAUCCCGUGGUUCCUCCAUGGAGAUGGGUGCCGCCAUCUGUGUCCUCGUCUUCUCCCAGUUCUCCCUCCCAGUCUCCACCAGUAUGUGUAUCACCGGUGCCACCGUCGGUGUCGGUCUGUGCAACGGUACCAUCAAGGCCGUCAACUGGCAGCGAGUUGGUCUCCUGCUCCUCGCCUGGGUCAUGACCAUCCCCAUCGCCGGAACCCUCGGUGGUGUUCUCAUGGGUCUCUUCCUUAACGCUCCUCAUUUUUAA
Arthroderma uncinatum is the source of this 1797-nucleotide messenger RNA. RefSeq names its product phosphate-repressible phosphate permease. Gene Ontology annotation, cellular component: membrane. Gene Ontology annotation, biological process: phosphate ion transmembrane transport. The transcript has 2 exons. Bases 1 to 1797 code for a protein of 598 amino acids. The record is from RefSeq and is a predicted model, not a curated record. Lineage: Eukaryota; Fungi; Ascomycota; Eurotiomycetes; Onygenales; Arthrodermataceae.